UAAUACAUCAUUUAUAUCCAUAUGUGUCCGAACUUUGUAUCCAGUCACACGAGAACUUUUUCGGACAUAGUUUAAGGAUUUUGGGACAUACAAUAUAUAAUACAUCAACCUCAGACGUCUGGAAUGAAGAAAUGAAUGUUAUCGAGAUGGUGAGCCCAAAGCCUCGUCCCGUAGACUGACAGGAAGGAGAGCAGAGAGAUGGAAGGUGCUUGGGACAUUGCAUUCGUACUCUUCCAGGUGUGGAUGUCCAUAGUAGCGGGGCUCAUCGUGUUACCUGCCAUGUUUGGCGUGUCCUUGGGCUUCACAGAUAUCUACAUCAAGGUGCUGGUUAAAAUACUAGAGUGGGCGACUCUCAGGAUCCAAAGAGGACAGAAGGAACAGCAAAAAUUGCCAUCACAGUCAGUCAACGGGAUCAUCGAGAAAGAUGAUGGCUCUAUGGAGGAGGAGAUCGGACAACUGCGACGAUCCCAUCCAAAAAAUUUGGCGGGGGGAGAUUUUACGCUGUGUGAUGCCUUCUAUUUCUGUAAGAAAGGCAUUGAGAACAUUGUUGAGGAUCAGGUGACUCAGCGCUUCACGUCUGAGGAACUGGCUUCUUGGAACCUCCUCACACGGACCAACAUCAACUUUCGUUAUAUCAGCGUGCGGCUUACUGUCAUAUGGGGCCUGGGAGUUUUUAUACGUUACUGUAUCUUGUUGCCUCUCAGGAUCACGUUGGCUGCUAUUGGAUUGAGUUGGUUGGUGAUAGGAACUACCCUUGUUGGAUUGCUUCCUAACAGCAAUGUGAAGAACUGGCUCAGUGAUUUGGUUCAUAUUACAUGCUACAGAAUAUGUGCCAGAGGCCUGUCUGCUACCAUCCGCUAUCAUAAUAAAGAGAAUCGGCCGAAAAAAGGAGGCAUCUGUGUUGCCAACCACACUUCCCCGAUUGACAUUGUCAUUCUGGCGAAUGAUGGAUGUUAUGCUAUGGUAGGUCAAGUUCAUGGAGGCCUCAUGGGGGUCAUCCAGAGGUCUAUGGUGCGGUCCUGUCCCCAUGUGUGGUUUGAGAGAUCCGAGAUGAAAGAUCGCCAUGCGGUUGCCAAAAGGUUGAAAGACCAUAUUGCUGAUAAAACUAAGCUGCCAAUCCUGAUCUUCCCAGAGGGAACUUGCAUUAAUAAUACAUCAGUCAUGAUGUUCAAGAAGGGAAGCUUUGAAAUUGGUGGAACUAUAUACCCAGUAGCAAUCAAGUAUGACCCUCAGUUUGGAGAUGCCUUCUGGAACAGUGCCAAGUACAACAUGGUGAGCUACAUCCUCAGAAUGAUGACAAGCUGGGCCAUCGUGUGCAACGUGUGGUACCUCCCACCUAUGACUCGACAGGAUGGAGAGGAUGCUGUUCACUUCGCUAACAGAGUGAAAUCAGCUAUAGCACAACAGGGAGGACUGGUGGAUUUGUCCUGGGAUGGAGGACUAAAGAGGGAAAAGGUAAAAGAGUCAUUUAAGGAGGAGCAGCAGAAGAUGUACAGCAGUAUGAUCGUAGGCUCAGACUGUCAAGAAUCUUCCGUUGGUCCCGCCUAAAAAUUUAAUCUCACACUAUUUAUGAACUUGACUAUCUGAAGUCUGAAACACUUCUAGCUCACAAACACAAUCAUCCCUCAACACAGGCCCGAUGCUGUGCAACGUUGCUCCUUUUGAUUCAGCUGUAUUUUUUAACUGGAAAAAGUUUCUUGGGAUCCGAACUUGUUCGGACAAGUUUUAUAUGUGUACAUAUAUCUUAAAAACACUCAGAUCUUCACAUAGUUCUCAAUCGUUGCUGGGAGUUAUAGAUUUGCAUGUUAAAAUAUCCACUUGUGCAUGUUCAUAAUGUAUUCCUGUUACAUGAUUUCUUAAAGAGCUGCUCACACUUUUCUCAGGUCCAGUGGGCUGUUCCUGUGUGGACACUAGAGGUCACUGUUACCAAGCGAAAGACAAUUUAAGCCACAUCAGACAGCUCACUAUAAUGAUUGCUUUUGCUAAUAAAAUAAUGAAAUUAAAUAUUCAUCUCUCCAAGCAUCAGUAACAUGAUAUUUAGCAGUCCUAUAAUAGAAUCAGUCGUAUUCUCAAAGUACGCGCUGUGAGCGAAACCAGCGUAGAAUGUAAACACGCAACAAUUACAUUAAGCCUUUUCAGCCCUCGGCGAAAAAGGCAAAUCUGUCUCCCUUGUGUCAAUUAGUGAUGGGUGAUGCACAAAGCACCAUUGAGCUCUUGAUUGCAGGAGCACCAGCUCAUUUUACUUAGAGCUCCAUUGAAACGUCCGCCAUUAUAAAGUCAUUAGGCACUAAGAUCUCGCUGCGGAAAGUGGACAGAAAGUUUCCCAGCAGCACGGGAAAAGGAGAGAAGUCACGGUAAAUUCAAAGAGGGGACGGUGAGCGAUAUGUGCUUACCGCGAUGGCAGUUUAAUAAAGAAAGCAUAGAGUGUGAAAUAGAACAUAGUUAUUCUCUGGCACAGAAGGCUGGGAGCGGGCUUAGCUCGCUCUCUUUCUCUCCGUCUGCGAUCCCCAGACGAUCCUCCAGCCCCCGUGAAAGGCAGCGGCGGGCUUUAAUAACAGUCCUGCAACUUAAAUUGCUUGAACAGAAAUGUUUGUUCUCCCCUAACAGGAUUGUAAAUUAUUAAUCGGAUCUGAAGCCGAUUUUAUAACCUGAUUGUUGAGGUGGGAUUCUCCACGAGCAGUGCUCUGGCACACCAUUUACUGUGAUGUAUGUGUCUGCACAUCUUUAUAUCCAAUUUAAUGUGAUUCGGAUAGAUUUCAAAGCGACAUCAUAAAAAGCAUGGAAGUGACCCCGGCAGAGCCUCCGAUGUAGACUCCGCGCGACGGGCGGCCACGUCUCUGUAUUUUGAUUCGAUUUGCCCGAUUUCUGUUUUUACCCAGAUGUGAUCUAUACAAAUGCAAUGCCAGUACACUCAGUAAAUAUGAAUAAAUCACUAAAUUAGAUCAUUUUCCUGGAGAAUGUAGUUCAAGCUGGACAUCAUUUUAAAUCACAGCUUGCCUGGAACUGACUGGCUUACCUAAUCACGAGGGUAAAUGACCUCGCUUCUCCCGAGGACCUCCCAUUAGUUAGAGCCCGAUGUUUUUUAAAUACAUUGUUCUACCAUCUUUUCUGUGACUCGAGUGCACCUCCUACACUAAUGCAUGAGAUCUCGAGGUACAAUACGUCUCGGAGGGAAAAAUCAAUAGAGGAAUACUGGAAGAAGUCUCUACAGACUCUCUUUUCUCAAACAGAGUCGGUUUAAGAUAAAACCUGAAUGCAUCUGCUAAUUUACUCCUUUCUUUGCAUUUUAAAUCAAUCAGUUAUCUAAGAAAAAUUACCUUAAAUUGGCUUUUAAUGAUGUCAUAUUUUAUUUGAGCAGUGCACUUCACAAUUGAUGAUUCUUUGCUUGUUUCCAGCGAGAUCUGACUGAAAAAAAUGGAUUACCGAAAACACAUACGGUCCAAAUCAAAGAGCUGGCGCUGUGACUGAGAGGAAAAAGUAAUACAAUGAAAGAAGUGUGCUCGGCUUUUGUCGUAGUCUUAGACAUGUCCUCUCCUGGACCGUAGCUGGAACCAAAGGAUGUGUAUGAUGCUUUAACAUGGUGAAUCCAGGAGAAAAAAAAAAAUCUUUCAAGACUUUCAAGUCUCAUUCUUAAGCUAAACAGAACUGUUUAAAUGCAUCAAACAGCGGCAUGUAAUAUAUAGAAAUAUAUAUGUGACCCUGGACCACAAAACCAGUCAUAAGGGUAAUUUUUUUGGAAAUUGAUUGAUUGAUUAAGCUAAAUAAAUAAGAUUUCCGUUGAUGUAUGGUUUGUUAGGAUACAACUAUUUGAAAAUCUGGAAUCUGAGGGUGCAAAAAAAAUCUAAAUAUUGAGAAAAUCGCCCUGAAGUUGUCCAAAUGAAGUUCUUAGCAAUGCAUAUUACUAAUCAAAAAUUAAGUUUUGAUAUAUUUGCGAUAGGAAAUUUACAAAAUAUUUUCACAGACAGUGAUCUUUACUUAAUAUCCUAAUGAUUUUUGGCAUAAAAGAAACAUUGAUCAUUCGGACCCAUGCGGUGUAAUAUACACACGCUACUUAUGACUGGUUUUGUGGUCCAGUUGUUGCAUAUAUAGAUUUCAUUAACUUUAAAAUCAACAGGUGGGUUAAUAUGCAGUUGAUGAUGUUUCAUCAACACUGUCUACUGUAUAUUGGCAGGAUGCAAGAAGGGAAAUCAUAUGCCUUUCUCAUUUGCAAUUCUACCUGAUUAACAUACGUUAAUGAAACUGGCUAUAAUUGGACCACAUUGAUUUUUUUCUUUCCCUUUUUGAUUGAGCUAAAAUGGAGUCUGAACUUCUUUGAGUCUGAGGGCUGAUUGAUCUGCGGCGAGAUUCGAGACUAUUCAGUUUGAAAAAUAAUUAUGUUCUUAUAAUCAGCUGAAAUUUUGAUACAGCAUCGUUGCUUAAGUUGAAGGUGUAUACGUUUUUAGUAACACUUUAAAAAAGGUGUCAUUUGGUAACAUCAGUUAAUGGG
This is a messenger RNA of Labeo rohita (rohu), 4486 nucleotides long. RefSeq names its product glycerol-3-phosphate acyltransferase 3 (gene gpat3). The coding region runs from base 199 to 1548 and encodes 449 amino acids. The transcript is spliced from 13 exons. The record is from RefSeq and is a predicted model, not a curated record. NCBI's taxonomy places the organism in Eukaryota, Metazoa, Chordata, Actinopteri, Cypriniformes, Cyprinidae. Gene Ontology annotation, cellular component: endoplasmic reticulum. Gene Ontology annotation, biological process: triglyceride biosynthetic process. Gene Ontology annotation, molecular function: glycerol-3-phosphate O-acyltransferase activity.